UUUUUCGUGAAUAUUUUUUUUUUCUUUUCUUUGUAGUGUAUGACGGUAGGCAGGGAGGCGAAUCUGCAGUGCGUGGUGCUGGGAAGGUAGUGAGUUUACACGGUUAGGGCCGCUGUUCCCUGAGGAGACUUCAUUGUUUUCCCGCGGCUCGGAACGAGGGCCCCGGGCACAGCACUGGCCCCUGGCUGCCUGGAUAACGUGUAGGAGGCCUGGGAGAGACAAGCUGGUGCCUGGUGAGCCCUUCCGCGGGAGCAGCCACACCCCAAAACCGGGAGCCCAGGCUUGGGGCCUGUUCAUCCGCUCCCAGCAGCCCUGUGCGGGGGUAGAGCUUCUGUCUGUCCCCGGGUACUACGGCUGCACUGACCCAGCCUAGAGAUGAAUCACUGCGGGCACAGACGGAUGUAACAUAAUGGGUGUGGACUUUGAUGUCAAGACAUUUUGCCACAACUUGAGGGCCACUAAACCUCCUUAUGAAUGUCCAGUAGAAACCUGCAGAAGGAUCUAUAAAAGCUACAGUGGAAUAGAAUACCACCUUUACCAUUAUGACCAUGACAACCCACCACUCCAGCAACAUACUCCCAUCAGAAAAUCCAAAAAGAAGGGGCGGCAGCCUCGCUCCGCCAACAAACAAUCGCCUACUCACUCUGAGUUAUCGCAGUCACCCCCCCGAGAGGUGAUGACAUAUGCCCAGGCCCAACGGUUAGUUGAAGUUGAGCUGCAUGGAAGGGUUCACCGGAUAAGUAUCUUGGACAAUCUGGAUGUAGUUUCAGAAGAUGAUGACGUUCCUGAGGAGGCCCCCGAGAAUGGGAGCAAUAAAGAGAACAAUGAGACUCCCACAGCAACGCCUAAAUCUGGAAAACAUAAGAACAAGGAAAAGAGAAAAGACUCGAACCAUCACCAUCACCACAGCUCUACCACUGGUGCUACGCCAAAACUUCCUGAGGUAAUCUACCGGGAGCUGGACCAGGACACACCAGAUGCUCCUGCUCGUCCUUCUUCUUAUUACAGGUACAUUGAGAAGUCUGCAGAAGAGAUGGAUGAAGAAGUUGAAUACGAUAUGGACGAGGAGGAUUACAUCUGGCUCGACAUAAUGAAUGAACGGCGAAAGACUGAAAGCGUCAACUCCAUCCCACAGGAGAUCUUUGAGUACCUAAUGGACCGACUGGAAAAGGAGUCAUACUUUGAGAGCCACAACAAAGGGGACCCAAACGCAUUAAUAGAUGAGGAUGCAGUGUGCUGUAUCUGCAAUGAUGGGGAAUGUCAGAACAGCAAUGUUAUAUUGUUUUGUGACAUGUGUAACCUUGCUGUGCACCAGGAGUGCUAUGGGGUGCCUUACAUCCCUGAGGGACAGUGGCUUUGCAGGAGGUGUCUCCAGUCACCUUCCAGAGCGGUAGAUUGCGCACUGUGCCCAAACAAAGGAGGCGCAUUUAAGCAGACGGAUGAUGGCCGCUGGGCCCAUGUGGUCUGCGCUCUCUGGAUCCCUGAGGUUUGUUUUGCUAACACAGUCUUCUUAGAACCUAUAGACAGCAUUGAACAUAUUCCACCAGCACGCUGGAAGCUUACAUGCUAUAUCUGCAAACAGCGUGGCUCGGGAGCUUGUAUACAGUGUCACAAAGCAAACUGUUACACAGCAUUUCAUGUUACUUGUGCUCAGCAGGCUGGACUUUACAUGAAAAUGGAACCUGUGCGGGAAACAGGAGCCAACGGCACUUCCUUCAGUGUACGCAAAACAGCCUACUGUGAUAUCCACACACCCCCUGGUUCUGUAUGUAAACUCCCUGCCCUCUCCCAUAGUGAAGGAGAGGAUGAAGAUGAUGAAGACGAUGAUGAGGGAAAAGUUUGGAGUUCGGAAAAAGUGAAGAAGGCAAAAGCAAAGUCAAGGAUUAAAAUGAAAAAAGCUCGGAAAAUCCUUGCAGAAAAAAGAGCUGCUGCCCCAGUUGUUUCAGUUCCUUGCAUUCCCCCACACAGACUCAGUAAGAUCACCAAUUGCCUAACCAUACAGCGGAAGAGCCAGUUCAUGCAGAGGUUGCACAGCUACUGGACAUUAAAAAGACAAUCCCGCAACGGUGUGCCCUUGUUGCGCCGAUUACAGACGCAUUUACAGUCUCAAAGGAACUGUGAACAGGAGAUGAAGUGGAGAAUACCUAAAUCUGAUGAUCUCUCUGUCCACCCGGGGGCAGUGUCUAAAUCAAACGAUGAGAAGGGGGACCAGACAAUGAAGAAAGACUCCACGGAUAAAAACUGGAUGCUGAAAGAACAAUUAAAAUCUUGGCAGCGGCUCCGGCAUGACCUGGAGCGGGCGCGCCUUUUGGUAGAAUUAAUACGCAAGCGAGAGAAGUUUAAAAGAGAAACGAUAAAAAUCCAGCAGUUGGCUCUUGAGGUCCAACUAACUCCAUUUCUUAUUCUCUUGAGAAAGACUCUAGAGUUAUUACAGGAAAAAGAUACCAGCAAUAUAUUUACUGAACCGAUCAAUAUGUCUGAGGUAACAGAACUGUACGAAGUACCUGACUACUUAGAACAUAUCAAGAAGCCAAUGGAUUUUAAGACAAUGAAAGCUAACUUGGAAGCGUUCCGCUACAAAAACUUUGAUCAGUUCGAGGAUGACUUCAACCUAAUAGUCAAUAACUGCAUCAAGUAUAACUCUAAAGACACCAUCUUUUACCGGGCGGCUGUCCGGCUGCGAGAACAGGGAGCGGCUGUCAUCAGACAGGCUCGUCGGCAGGCAGAAAAAAUUGGUAUAGACUUUGAGACUGGAAUGCACUUACCCCAGGUCGGCAUGGGAAAUGAGAUUGUACGUCAAGGCAAAGAGGCUGAUAUUGAACGCACACCUCCCUCCGACAACCGCAAACCUCUCCCUCUAGAAGAGCAGCUUAAAGUUCAGCUUGCGCGGCUGGACGAGGUCAAUGCGGGCAAGCAGAGCAUAGGAAGAGUGCGCCGGGCCAAGAUGAUCCGCAAGGAGAUAACUUCCAUCCGCCGCAAGAUGUCCCAACAACAAGAUUCCAGAAGGGACGGAGCCACGGAACGGCACAGCGUGGCUGGAAGAGGUAGCUUGCCUAUGCGUGGCGCUUCUGAGAAAGAUGGACAGACGGACAGUGCUGCAGAAGAGAGCAGCAGUCAGGAGACGGGGAAAGGACUUGGCCCAAACACUUCUUCCACCCCUGCACAUGAAGUUGGUAGAAGGACGUCUGUCCUUUUCUCAAAGAAGAAUCCCAAAACUGCAGGACCUCCAAAGAGACCAGGGAGGCCUCCUAAGAACAGGGAUAACCAAAUGGCAUCAGGGAAAAUCAGCAGUCCAAUCGGACCCCCUCAACUCUCUAUAAUGGGUGGGUCUCAGAGGCAGCGUAAAAGAGUCAGAAGUCCCCGUCCUACAUCUAGCUCGGACAGCGAGAGUGACAGUGACAAGUCAGCAGAAGAUGCAUCUCUAGAUUUACCCACAAAUGGCUUCAGCAACCAGCAGGUGAAGAAAAGUUUUUUAAUCUACCGCACUGACUGUAAUCUUCCCCGCAGCAGCUCUGAUUCGGAAUCCAGCACGACCAGUAGCAGCAGUGCCGCCUCUGACAGAACCAGCACAACUCCCUCUAAGCAAGGACGGGGAAAGCCAUCAUUCUCUAGAGAAAAUUACCAUGACUAUAGCAGUGAGGACACAUCAGGCACUGAAAACGAAUCCUAUUCCUUAGGAAGCCGAGUAGGACAUGGCUUGGUACGCAAAGGAAUGGAGGGACGAGGGGCGGGGUGGCUGUCCGAAGAUGAAGACUCUACUCUAGAAGCCUUAGACUUGGUGUGGGCCAAGUGUCGGGGAUACCCCUCCUAUCCAGCUCUGAUUAUCGACCCAAAGAUGCCCCGAGAAGGAGUGUUUCACCACGGCGUUCCAAUUCCUGUACCACCCGUAGAUGUACUCAAGUUAGGAGAGCAGAUGACGCAAGAAGCACAAGAACAUCUCUACCUCGUCCUGUUUUUUGAUAAUAAGCGGACGUGGCAGUGGCUUCCUAGAACAAAGCUGGUUCCUCUGGGGGUGAAUCGUGAGCUUGAUAAGGAAAAAAUGCUGGAAGGGCGGAAGUCGAACAUUCGUAAAUCUGUGCAGAUUGCCUACGACCGAGCCAUGCAGCAUCGCAAUAAGGUUCAGGGAGCACCGAGCAGUGAUACCAGUGAAAGCGAUUAGCCACUUCCCUAUUCCUGGGUGGCAUAUUCUUGUGUCUUACAGACUGCCUGUUUUCUAUUUUGCUGCUAUUGCAAUGAGCAAGAAAAAAUAAUAAUUAUGGUAACAUGAAUUACAGAUGUUACUUUAAUGUUCAUAGCCUUUUAAUUGAGGAACAAGAUACAUGGAACAUAAUGGAGGGGCCCAAGCACAGAUCAGGCCAACAAAAAAAAAUCCUGACAAUGUAGACAUAUUAGAAGCCCUUUCUGACUCUGGUUUUAAUACUAGUAAAUAAGUGCGUUCCUCAGUGGAGGUGGACUGUGGUUGCUGGACGACCAUCAGAAAACAUGCCAUCUACUGCAUGUCUAUGAACUCCUAUGUUGACUUUUCAAAGCCUUCAGACAUUUGUGAUCAUGGACGUUUUAAAUCUACUUUUUUCUGCUUUUUGUCUGAGUGGAAGAUGAUCUGGCCCCUGAGAUGCCUCAUUUCUUAUCAUUGGUCUUUAAGAGCAGCCACAGGCUGCCCACAUCUGCCAGAAUGGAGGAAGGAGGAAGAAUGAAUGUGGGGCUGGGGAAGCUUAGUACUCAAUACAACGUCUGUGUUUCCAAUAAAGUGAGUGAAUGGCACUGUGUGCAGUUUCCCUGCAGUCCUAAAAAAAAAAAAAAAAAAAAAAAAAUUAUGGUGGAAAACUUUUGAAUACUCAUACAUGGUUAUUUCAAGAGUAUGAAACGUUAUGUGCCAUAUAUGUUCAUUUACAUAUCCUGUAGGUUUAUAUUUGAUAGGCUGUUUCCACAUACCACUGGUCCUAAACAUUGUGCACAUACCCAUUGCUAAGCAUCAACUAUCUGAACAUCAGAUACAUGUAUCAAUCUGUUCAGUGCUUUCUAUAGUUUUGAUGAAUCAGCCAUCUUAUCUAGGAUGGACCCUGUAAAGAAGGGCAUCUACAAGUGCCAGUCAUGGCUGUUAAUCUGUGUUAAAGACAGGUCAUUGCCAGUUUAAAACUUCCCUCUGCACAUACAUUUACAUGCACAGAUUUUUUUUUUCUGCCCUCAUAGAAAAAACAGCACCACACCUGUCCAUGGGUUAUGUCUGGUAUAACAGCUUGACUGAAAUCAGGGCUCCACAGCAAAUUAUGAUCACAAUAAAAUGGGGGGACCUUAUUAUUUUAUUAUACUUAUUUUCUAAGGGUAUGUUCACAUGAGCAUUAAAGGGGCUCUCCACUGCUUUAAUCUUCUUUGGCCAGUUAGUUAGUAGUGCGGCUGUAUGUCAUUAAUGCUUUCUUUCCU
This is a messenger RNA of Hyla sarda, 5421 nucleotides long. It is a transcript of the gene BRPF1, whose product is annotated as bromodomain and PHD finger containing 1. The transcript is spliced from 15 exons. The coding region runs from base 410 to 4159 and encodes 1249 amino acids. Gene Ontology annotation, molecular function: protein binding. The record is from RefSeq and is a predicted model, not a curated record. Gene Ontology annotation, biological process: regulation of transcription by RNA polymerase II. Gene Ontology annotation, cellular component: MOZ/MORF histone acetyltransferase complex. Lineage: Eukaryota; Metazoa; Chordata; Amphibia; Anura; Hylidae.